Molecule: messenger RNA, 2094 nt
Organism: Trichomonas vaginalis G3
Lineage: Eukaryota; Parabasalia; Trichomonadida; Trichomonadidae
Product: regulation of choline O-acetyltransferase protein
Exons: 1
Coding region: 1-2094 (697 amino acids)
Biological process (GO): proteolysis; cell adhesion
Cellular component (GO): cytoplasm; membrane
Molecular function (GO): metalloendopeptidase activity
Source: RefSeq, a predicted model, not a curated record
AUGAUUUUCUUACUCUUCUUUUGUUUUACGUUGGAACACUAUCACUGUGCAUCCGAAAAGUUUUCAUUGAAAACUAAGCCUCGAAGUGUUCCGGAACUCAAUUCAAACAAAAGAAGACUUCAUUCCACGAAUCGUCAGCCGAUUCGAAUAACCUUCGAUUUUGACUUACUAAAUCCCUCGAACCCAGAUCCAUUGAGGUGUGAUGAAGUCGGUCAGAAUAUUACGUGGAGUGAAGAUCCUCAAUAUUCUUUGCAAUGUACAAAGGAAAUGAUAUUAAAUGCAGCUGGAAGAGAUGUAAUUACGAACACAUUAAACAACGUUAAAACAUAUUUAGAGAAAUUUCUAUCCGUUGAACGCUUAGAACAAAAUAUUGAAAGUACAAAUCUCAAAAAUUUUUAUACAAUGCCAUCCAAAACAUAUACAAACACAGACUUAGUUAUACACGUUGUUUCAAGGCCUUUUGCCGAUGCUUAUUAUUCGAUUUCGACAAUUGUAUCUUCUCUCGAAACUACGAAACGGCCAAUAGAGGCUGUUAUAUGCAUUAAUCCUACACUUAUUUCUUCUAAAGCAGAAAACGAAACAAUGCGUACAAGUAAUUAUUUCUUUGCUUGUUUGCACGAAAUCACACAUUGCUUAGGUUUUAUAUCUACAUUUUACGAGUACUAUCACCCGAGAGACUCCAAUACUCCAUAUGCAGCUCCUCUUUGUAAUUUAACUUUAUAUGGCAUCAAACGAACGUAUUUGGUCACUCCAAAGGCACAUACUUAUGCUAAACGUCAUUACAAUGCUGGUACGAUCAUAGGCGAUGACGGAACUGUUUGUCCAAGCGGAAUCGAAUUAGAAAAUUCAGGAACAGAAGCACAGCAGCUCUCACAUCUUGAAGCACGUAUGUUUUAUUCAGAUUACAUGCUCGCAGUUCUCAUCCAAACAGAUACAGAACCAUUCCAUCGUUUUACAGAUGCAACAUUAGCAGUUUUACUUGAUACAGGCAACUACGAUCUCGACUAUCAUUACAUGCGACCAUUAGUUUGGGGUAACAAAGAUGGUUUCCCUCCUGGUUCAACUGAAGUUGAUAAUUUCCAUAUUUUACCACCACAAGAAGUAUUUCCAGAAGGAUACAUCGUUGUAGAUCCAACAACUAACUACGAUGUAUGUAAUUUUGAUUUCAAAUCCUAUGGAAAUAACAUUAUGUCAACGAAAUCACCAGAUUGCAGUAAAACUACAUCAGAAUACUGUUCUGGCAAAUCAUUCUAUAAUCCAAAGAACAGAUCACAAAUUGCAGAUGAUUCUAUCUUUGAUUUCCAACUUAUCAAGUAUCCACACACAUGUUUUGAUGGAUAUGCGACAAUUCCAGGUAAUUUAGAGUGUUUGAAGUAUGUUCUUACAGAUUCUUUUGUCACAUUCACUCUUCCGAAAGAUUUCAGAUAUCCUUUACAAAAUAUAACGUGUGAUUCUAGUUCAUCACAUGAAUUCAAGGAAUAUAAUUACAUAAAUAACGCAGGUGUUAAGAAAUACACUAAAUACAAGUGUCCAGACUUCGAAAGAUUCAGAAGAACUAUCAAUUUAUUUAAUUCAUAUUUUGAUUCAGAUCCAUUUGAUUUAAACACAAGACAACAAUACAGAAUUGUUCCUGAUGAAGCAGAUGUUGCAGAAGAAUCACCACGUGAAUCUCUUCCGACUAAUUAUAUCCCUAUCACACCAACAGAAAGUAGUUUUGUCAAUACAUCUGAUUUCAGUUAUUUAGGAACUAAACUAACAAAAUCAACAUUUUAUGGUGUUUCAAUCACAGCUGUUUUAGUUGUUGUUGUUUGUAUGUUACUUUGUUUCAUUGGAAGAAAUGCAUUCAAGACAAGAGUUGAAGACAUGGAUGCAGAAGAAUCGGAAGAUGGUGAACACAAGAAGAAGAGAAAGAAGAGAACAAAGAAACACCACAAGAAUAAUGAUGAAAAAGAAAUUGACCUCAAAUCAGAUGAUUUCAAAUCAGAUCAUGAAGUAAAAACUGUUCCUUCUGAUGAAAACAAAACUAAUAAUAACAAUAAUAAAUCAUCAGAUGAAAAUAAGCGGAAACACAGAAAACGAAGAAGGAAAGAAUAA